Molecule: messenger RNA, 823 nt
Organism: Paramecium tetraurelia
Lineage: Eukaryota; Ciliophora; Oligohymenophorea; Peniculida; Parameciidae
Exons: 4
Source: RefSeq, a predicted model, not a curated record
AUGAGCAAUCACCCUGCAUCAACAAAACCUCCCCAAAAAACAGCACCAGCACCAUAACAACCUAUUCCCUAUUCUCCUCCAAGAACAUAUGCCCCACCAGUGGCAUUUGCAAGUCCUUCAUAUCUACCAAUCUAACAAUCAUUUGUAGGUGCCCCUGUUUAAUAUGUUCCUCAACCAGUUGCUGUUUAGCCAGUAGCUGUUCAACCAGUUGCUGUAUAACCAGCCCAAUAGGUCAUUAAGGGUGAAAGCAGAAUUGAGUAUAUUCCCUAUGAGAAAUCAGUUAUUGAAUACGAAGAAGUCAGAUAAAAAAUCUAAGUCCCAAGAGAGAAGUAUAUAACAGAAUACUAAGCUGUUGAAUAUUAGACUGACUACAUCCCAUAAGUAUUCUACGAUAAAGUUACAGAGUACGUUCCUGUCGACAGAUUUUAAGACAGAGUAGAAUACUAUCCUGUUGAAAGAUAGGUUGUUCAUCAACCAGUUCAAUAAGUAGUAGCAUAACCAGUUGUUUAAUCUGUGGUUCAAUAAGUUCCUCAAUAUGUUGCUCCAGUUUAGUCAGUUGUUUAACCAGUUUAUUAACAACCUUAAAUUUCAUAUGCUCCUUACGUCUAACCUAAUUUCGCCCCCUCAAGAAUUGCUCCUGUGUCAUAUGCUCCUCCCUUGUCCUACGGUGCUCCAGUGUCACAUCCAAGAAGAUAUUCCCCUCCAGCCAAACCAUAGCCAGCCUAAAAGCCUUAGCCCCAAAAGGAAAAAAAAACAUUUUUAGACAACAUCUUUAGUUGAUAUUUAAAUAAUGUCCAUAACAUAUUAUACUAACCAAAACAAA